AUUCCCUGGAGGAACCUUCGGAAGCCGCGGGAAAAAAAAAAAAAAAAGAAAAGUCACCGACUCGCAUCAAUGGCCAACCACCGGGAAGAAAGAUACACCUAUGAGGAUUGUAAGAAGACAGCAGAUUGGCUCCUGAGUAAAACCAAGCAUCGGCCACGAGUGGCUAUCAUCUGUGGUUCAGGGCUUGGGGGGCUGGCUGACCUCCUGAAGGACCAAGUGGUGUUUGAUUAUGCCAAGAUACCCAACUUCCCCCAAAGCACAGUCGUAGGCCAUGCUGGCAAGUUGGUUUUUGGAAAUUUGAGUGGGAUGCCGACUGUGGUGAUGCAAGGCCGCUUCCAUAUGUAUGAAGGCUACCCACUGUGGAAGGUGACCUUCCCAGUUCGGAUCUUCCAUCUGCUUGGCGUUGAAACCAUGAUUGUCACCAAUGCGGCUGGAGGGCUCAAUCCUGCCUUCAAAGUGGGGGACAUCAUGGUGAUCCAGGACCACAUCAACUUGCCUGGGUUUUCUGGGCAGAACCCUUUGAUGGGACCGAAUGAUGAUAGGUAGGGUGGCCUUCUCACCUCUCUUGCAUUCUCUUUCUUGCCUGCUCACUGGGCCUCCAUGGGAGAGAAAACAGUUUCUUUAGGGCUCUUAAGAGACUACUUCCACAGCCAACAGUUUUGAAAUUGGACUACAGAUAGUCCUUGACUUACAUCCACAGUUGGGAUCAGAGUUUCUGUCACUGUAGUGGAACAUAGCCUGGAAUCCCAGGAGAGGAGGGACGGCUUCCAAGCAGGCAAUGAG
Messenger RNA from Thamnophis sirtalis, 783 nucleotides. RefSeq names its product purine nucleoside phosphorylase (gene PNP). Gene Ontology annotation, biological process: nucleoside metabolic process. Gene Ontology annotation, molecular function: purine-nucleoside phosphorylase activity. Gene Ontology annotation, cellular component: cytoplasm. The record is from RefSeq and is a predicted model, not a curated record. NCBI's taxonomy places the organism in Eukaryota, Metazoa, Chordata, Lepidosauria, Squamata, Natricidae.